AACCGUUGAAGCGCGUAGUCGUUGGUUCGUAGUCGCGGAGUCGAGUUCAGGCGUCCAGUGCAGUCAGUCAGUCAGUAUUGUCGAGCGUAAUUGGUUGAGCGAUUUUUGCUUGCUUUCCGGUGUGUUUCCUAACCCCCUCGUUUGUACGAAAAGUCUUGCCCCGUGUUAGCCCGAUAUCGAGCGGUGAAACAGGAGCGCGCACUUGUGUAGAUAGAUAGAUAGAAGUGGCGACAGAGCUUGCGGUGCCAAGUCGUGCUACAAUCUGUCCAAAGAGACCCCAAGGGAAUCGAAAUCCUAGCCUGGCUAGCCGUUUCGUGACACGCAACUUCGUUUUCGUGCAACACAGUGUGUAGUUCCGAUUGGUGUAAUCACUUACGGUUGUUCUACGGAAGCUACAGAAGCGGACGACGUAAUCGGAUCAGCUCGUCACAGCAGUGGGAUAGUACACAGUACACAGAGCAUUUUGGGAUUAAAUUUGGAACGUGAGAGAGCCCACAUAGUGUGAUCUGUUGUGCGGUGUCUUGAAGCGCCAGUGUGUCGUAGACGUCGAGAUCUCGAGAAAUCGAUCAUCUCGCUUUGGAAACUUACCGAGUCGGAACGAAACCUCCACGAGCGGAUCAACCAGCUGUGUCUGCUGCUACCGCUCACACACAUCGAAAAUCAUAACCCAAAAGGCGUUAAUCUGUACCGUUUAUCUCCAGUGACUAAGUCGCGAUCGUGAUCGAGAUAUCUGCUAACACCCCAAAAAAAGACACUCAAAUUCGAUAUUUCGCGAUCAGCUGCAGCUGCGACCUUCGUGUGAGUACCGUGAUCGUGUUGCGCGACAAUUCCCGAUCGUGCGUCCGUAUUCGGGUGCGUAUUUGGGCCAAUCGCGAUCGUGUGUGAUAACAAUAGAUUGCGCCGUUUCGCGGGCAGAGUUUCGCACGGAAUUUAGUUCAGCCGGAAGAAGAAGCCGCGAAAAAGGAGUUUUUCUGCACAUUACCACAAAUAAAGUUGUGUGUGUGUGUGUUUGCUAGAGGAAAAAUAAAUUUGCAAUUAGUAACCGACCGACCGCCGCUAGCACACACGUACGCGUGUGGUUUCUCGAUCGCCGUCGUCGUCGUCGCCGAGUGUGAGUUAGGGAAAGAGAGGUGAAGAAGAAGAUCGAAGAAGAAAGCAGCGGAAAGAUAAAUCGGGCACACACGGUGAGAGAAGGAGAAAAGUGAAGAAGGGUUUCGAGGUGGAGGAGUGAGAGCGUAGUCUUCGAAAGGCGAAAAGUGGAAGAUACAAGUAAUCACCACUACAGCAAACAAGCAACAACUACGACAACCGAAGAAGUUGAAAAAAAUAACGUCAACGACGACGCAGCCGAUCGUCGUUUUUGUUUUCUUUUUCCUGUGGACCGCUUCGACGGAAAUUUGUUUUCAUGAUAUCUGCUUGGAUAAAUCCCUAUAAUGAGAAGUGCGGAACUUUGAAAGUUCCUGACUCGUACAACACGAGGAUCAUGGACGGCUAUCAUGUGCAAAGUCAGCAGCAGCAGCAGCAGCAGCAGGACUCCAGCUACCAGCAUCAACACAACGGCUCCUACCAGCAGCAGCAACAACCGCCGCAGCAGCAUCACUUGCAGCCACAUCAACAAUACCACAGCAACAAGCAGCAGUUUCAUCACCAACACAAGCAGCAGCACCACCACAACAGCAAAGUGACGUACACGACGCAUAGCUACGCUCAAUCGGAUGCCGGGUUUGUGUCGCCGCCGCCGUCGCCACGCUCCAACAGCUCACUAGCGAGUUGCUCAUCGUCGUCGUACUCUUCCGGCUCUUCGUCGUCUUCGUCGGCCGUUUCGUCGGCGGCUUCGACCUCUUCGGGGCUUUCGUCGGCCGGGUCGGAGAAUGGAUCGUCGUACGAGAAUUUGGACAAUUCGGCGCAGCGGUUGGCGGUGCUGUCGUUCGAGCAGGUCCGCAAGCUGGACGAGGUGAUGAACGAGCCGGUGGCGAUCCACGGGAGGGGAAACUUUCCGACGCUGGAGGUUCGGUUGAGGGAUUUGGUUAACAUUGUGCGGGAGAAGCUGGAGGCGGACAUUGGGUCGGGUGGGGCCGGGAUGAUCGUGAAGGACAUCCGGUUGAACGGUGGGGCUGCUAGUCACGUGCUGGCGUUGGAGGCGCAGCCGUACAACGAUUUGGAUUUGAUUUUUGCGGUGGAGUUUAGCUCGAACCGUCACUUUGACCGGGUCAAGUCGGCGGUGUUGUCGUCGCUGUUGGAUCUGCUGCCGGAGGGUGUGGUGAGGCGGCGGAUAACGCAGUGCUCGCUGAAGGAGGCGUACGUUGGCAAGAUGGUCAAGGUGAACAAUAAUAAUGAUGGCGAUCGUUGGAGUCUGAUCUCGCUGGGUAAUUCACCAGGGCACAAGAACGUCGAGCUGAAGUUUGUCGACACGAUGCGUCGGCAGUUUGAGUUCAGCGUGGAUUCGUUCCAGAUUAUGCUCGACUCGCUACUGCUGUUCUGGGACUGCACCGAAAAGCCGAUGAUAACGGAGAACUUUUACCCGACCGUGGUGGGUGAGUCGGUUUACGGGGAUUUCCAGGAAGCGCUGUACCAUCUGCAGAAGAAACUGAUCUCGACGCGGCAACCGGAGGAGAUCCGUGGCGGUGGACUGCUCAAGUAUUGCAACUUGAUGGUGAGGAACUACGCUCCCGUUGACCAGCAGCGGAUAAAAACCCUGGAGCGUUACAUGUGCUCGCGGUUCUUCAUCGACUUCCCGGACAUUGAGCAGCAGCGGAUCAAGCUCGAGAGCUACCUGAGGAACCACUUCUGGGGCGAGGUCGAGGAACAUCUGCAGUACCAGUACCUGAUGCAUUUAUACGAUGUCGUCGAGCAGAGUACGGUCUGUCUGAUGGGCCACGAGCGCCGCCAGACGCUGAUGCUGAUCGAAACGCUCGCCAUGCAGGUCCUGUACCGUGAACAGCAACAGAACGGUGCCGCCACGAUCAUCACGACCACGAGCGCGAUGCCCCACCACCACCAGCAGCACCAGCAUCAUCAGCAGCAGCAGCACACCACCACCACUCUGCACCAACUCCAGCCGCUCCAAACUCAGCUCUCCCAGCUCAGCUUACAACCUCAGCCACACUCACCAGUGCAGCAAACCGUAAUCCACCACCACCACACGCUCAGCAAGCCUCCCCCCCAGACGCAAACCCUCCAGCUGCAACACCCCACCCACACCCUCACCCCCAGCAACACCCCCCAGCAGCAUCCCCAACAACCCCAGCAAACCCACAUCUCCCUGGCACCGCAACCGGCCGGCCUGCUGUACGCGAACGGAAUCUACUACGCGCCGAUCGUCCCAACCACGCUCUGCACCUGCAACACGACGUGGCUCACGACGUGAUCAGCUGACGGCAUCAACACCAACGCCGUCACCACCACCCUGCUAGUUGGAUCGAUCGACGACCAAGCUGCCGCCGCGGAAGAAGCAAACAGUCGUUUUACAAACAUUUUAGUGUCGAAUAGAUGAGAUCGCUAGGACAAGUCUCCUUCCUUCUGCCUUCCCCUCUGCCACCACCCUCGGUACCUGUUGUGAGAUGUGUGUCGCCCGGAAGGUAACCCCCCCACUCAAAAAGUACAAUCUGCACAGCGAAAUUUAGGACCCCGCCCUCUCACUCUUGCCAAAGAAUCUUUAUGAGUUGGAUAAAUAUGACCAAAUUUCAACCCAGCAA
This is a messenger RNA of Culex quinquefasciatus (southern house mosquito), 3695 nucleotides long. RefSeq names its product terminal nucleotidyltransferase 5C. The record is from RefSeq and is a predicted model, not a curated record. Gene Ontology annotation, molecular function: RNA binding; poly(A) RNA polymerase activity. NCBI's taxonomy places the organism in Eukaryota, Metazoa, Arthropoda, Insecta, Diptera, Culicidae. Gene Ontology annotation, biological process: mRNA stabilization.